AUGCAAUGCUGGAAUCUUAAUCUUAUCAACUAUUCAGAAAUUGUUCAUUUGAGUGGCCUUGUUCAUUUGAGUGGCGCUGUUUGGCAAAAAAGCACUUUGAAUGUGGUUAUUGAGACUGAUGCAGCACAGGCCAUUGAUUUACUUCACAGUGGUCCGAGCCAUAAUUCCCCUUUCCGAGCUCUCAUUGAGGAUACCAAGUUCCUACUGAAGCGCUGCAAUUGUUCCCUUCGACACACACUGAGGGAAGGCAACAGAGUUGCUGAUCGGCUGGCUAAUCUUGGAGUAGUGCAAACUGACCAUGUGGUCAUGCUGGAAGACCCCCCUGAAGCUGUUAGAGCUCUUAUUAUUGAGGAUAUGACUGGAGUAGGUGCCAUGAGGGCUUAG
Molecule: messenger RNA, 384 nt
Organism: Camellia sinensis
Lineage: Eukaryota; Viridiplantae; Streptophyta; Magnoliopsida; Ericales; Theaceae
Source: RefSeq, a predicted model, not a curated record